Molecule: messenger RNA, 1017 nt
Organism: Drosophila kikkawai
Lineage: Eukaryota; Metazoa; Arthropoda; Insecta; Diptera; Drosophilidae
Product: peritrophin-48
Cellular component (GO): extracellular region
Molecular function (GO): chitin binding
Source: RefSeq, a predicted model, not a curated record
AUGCCGAAAUCAAGCCUUUUUGGAGUGCUUCUCGGAUGCAUUUUUCUAAUGACUUGGCAGACAUCGUCGGCGGCCAGCACCGGUGAGUACGAGGAGCUCUGCCGCCUGUUCAAGAACGGCACCCAGAUCCGCAAGCCUGGAACCUGCGACCAGUACAUCAAGUGCGUCAACGGCGAGGGCACUGUCCUUACCUGUACCUCCGGCCAGUCCUUCAGUCCCAGCAAGAACCAGUGCGUGGACACGCUGGCCAACAGCAACAAGUACUGUGGCAACCGGUGCGAAGGCAAGGACGGCGAAUGGGUAGCCGAUCCGACUGAGUGCCACAGGUACUUCUACUGCUUGAAUGGUGAGCCGCACCCGGGAAUAUGUCCGAAUAGCCAGCACUUUAAUGAGGCCAAUCAGGCUUGCCAGCAUGGCGUGGAUUCGACGUGCGUCGAUGUGAACAAUAUAUGCGAGCUGGUGCCGAGCAAGACCAAGUUCCGGAACGAGAAUGACUGCGCCAAGUAUUACGAGUGCAACAGCUCCGAGAGCCAUACCGCGAGUACGUGCAUCACCACGAAGAAGCGACAGUACUUCGAUGUGGAGAGUGGUAGUUGUGUGGAACCAAGCACGAUCGAGUGCUCGGCCCACUCCAAGAGCGGCAUCUGUUCCAAAUCGACAAAGGCGACGUUUGUGUCCGACAAGGCAACCUGCCGGGGUUACUUCUACUGCCAGGGGCUGUCACCUGUAAUUGACCUGGACCCUAUGUGGAUGCAGUGCAAAGAGGGAUACUUUUUCGAUGAAGAUCUCCAGGUUUGUGCCCCGGCCGCCCAGGUGGUGUGCGAGUACAACAGGUGCGAAGGCCGAGGAACAAUGCUGGUGGCCAGCAGCAGCAACAACUGUCACAACUACAUCCGCUGCGUCGACAGCAAGACAGUGGAGGAGGAGACAUGUCACUUUGACCAUUUCUUCGACGAGACCAUCGAGGCCUGCACCCCCACGAUCAUCUACGACAAGUGCUGCGAUGACCGUGACUGA